AUGAGCGAUAUUAGCUGCAACGACAACCUCUUGGAGUCGCUGAUCAACUUCUCGAUGGUGGACGAUGGAAUAUUCCGAUCCAGCUUCCCUCAACCUUCCAACUUCCCAUCCCUACUCGGAACCCUUAGUCUCCGGUCGGUUAUUUACCUCUGUCAGGAGCCCUACCCGGAGGAGAAUCUGGAGUUUCUUAGGUCCCAAGACAUUCAAUUGUUUCAGUUUGGAAUUGAGGGGAAGAAGGAGCCUUGUGUAUGUAAUAUUCCGAUAGAUACAAUCAUGGAGGUUCUGAAAGUGUUGAUCGAUGUGAGGAAUUUUCCGGUUCUGAUUCACUGCAAGCGCGGGAAGCACCGGACGGGUUGUCUGGUGGGUUGCCUGAGAAGAUUUCAGAACUGGUGUUUGUCUUCGGUGUUCGAGGAGUACCAGAGAUUUGCCGGAGCCAAAUCUCGGACGACGGGCUUGAGGUUUAUAGAGACAUUUGAUGUAAGUUGCUUGAGGGAGUGGGUUUGCAGCGACGGCUACCAGAGUCAAGGUUAUGCCAACUCCGGUCAGAGUAGGUUGUUGUAUAAAGAAGAGAAUUUGCAGAAGCCGAAUUAG
Messenger RNA from Fragaria vesca subsp. vesca, 591 nucleotides. Its product is annotated as probable tyrosine-protein phosphatase At1g05000-like. Bases 1 to 591 code for a protein of 196 amino acids. Gene Ontology annotation, cellular component: cytoplasm. Gene Ontology annotation, biological process: dephosphorylation. The transcript has 2 exons. The record is from RefSeq and is a predicted model, not a curated record. Gene Ontology annotation, molecular function: phosphatase activity. NCBI's taxonomy places the organism in Eukaryota, Viridiplantae, Streptophyta, Magnoliopsida, Rosales, Rosaceae.